This is a messenger RNA of Klebsormidium nitens, 5030 nucleotides long. Lineage: Eukaryota; Viridiplantae; Streptophyta; Klebsormidiophyceae; Klebsormidiales; Klebsormidiaceae. The record is from the annotation of a GenBank genome assembly.
UGAAGUUGAAGUUGCAAGGGGGGGCGAACUCCAGCCGCCGUCAUUGCAUGAUCCUAGCUGAACACCAGCAUGGAGACGCGCUUUCCACCUGCCUUGUAGCCCCGAUCUGGACGCCAAUUUUGGCGAGAAGGAAAGAGCAUCGCCACCAGCAUUUGGGGUUUUAUGUCCUGCACUGUCUCCUUUAUGCAUCUAGGUUUUGAGGAGCUCUGCUAUGGCAGAGGGUGACCCAGAUGCUGGCACCCAAGAUGCUGAUGCAAGCGUCCAGUCUGAGGACCUCGAGAGAGAGUUGUCAAGCGAAGAGGGGUGCAUGGUCGCGCCGGACGACCUCUCAGUCCCUAUGCCCUCUUCAUAUGUGCCCCUUGCUGCAGCAUUCCAGCCCUUAGAUCAGCACAGCUUAGGAGCGGAGGCCAUGAAGCCUGCACAGAAGCGACAGAAGGAUAUUUCGCUGGUAGCCAAGCUCACAGUGUACAUCAAGGAGACGUUCAGCACGUGCAACCCCACGUUUGCCUACUCGGACAGCUUCAACCCGAAGCGCAUCCUCACACGCCCCUCGGUUGGCGUCUCCAAUGAUGGGUUUGACAACUCCAAUUCAGAUCUCAUCCUGGGGGUCAACACUGUGCUCAUCAAUCUGGAGGCCAACAGCUGCCGCUACAUCGUUAAGGACAUGUUGGGUCAGGGCACGUUUGGCCAGGUUGCCAAGUGCUGGAAGGAGGACACAGAGGAGUAUGUCGCCGUCAAGGUCAUCAAGAACCAGCCGGCCUACUACCACCAGGCGUUUGUCGAGAUUAGCGUCCUCAAGAUGCUGAACCAGCAGUACGACCCUGACGAUGGGCACCACAUUGUGCGGCUGCUGGACCACUUUGUGCACCAGAAGCACCUCUGCCUCGUCUUUGAGCUCCUCACGUACAACCUGUUCGAGCUGAUCAAGCAGAACCAGUUCCGGGGCCUGUCGAUGAAUCUGGUGCGCCUGUUCUGUAAGCAGAUUCUGGACUCGCUGACCAUCCUGCGGGAUGGCAGCGUCAUCCACUGCGACCUCAAGCCUGAGAACAUCCUGCUCAAGAGCCUGCAGUCGGGCGAGAUCAAGCUGAUUGACUUCGGCUCGGCGUGCAUGGAGAAUCGCACCGUGUACAGCUACAUCCAGAGCCGCUUCUACCGGUCGCCCGAGGUCCUGCUCGGGCACCAGUACACGUGCGCUAUCGACAUGUGGUCCCUCGGUUGCGUCGCCGCGGAGCUGUUCCUGGGCCUGCCACUCUUCCCGGGCGCGUCCGAGUACAACCUGUUGUACCGCAUGAUUAAAACGCUUGGCGCUCAGCCCCCCGACCACCUGCUGCGCACCGCCAAGCAGACGCACAAGUUCUUCAAGCGCACCGGCGCCGCCGCCGCGGACGAGGGCUACGAGGGCGGCCCGUCGCAGUACGUGCUGCUGAGCGAGGAAGAAGUCGAGGCACGAGACGGACAGAAGCCGGCGGCGGGGAAGCGCUACUUCAAGCACACGACGCUGGAUGACAUCAUCAUCCACUACUCCAUCAUGCGGGGCACGACCGACGAGGAGCGCAAGAAGGAGACGCUGACGAGGAUCGUGUUUGUGGACUUUCUGCGGGGGCUCAUGGAGUUUGACCCCGUCAAGCGCUGGACGCCGCAGCAGGCGUGCUUGCACCCCUUCAUCACGGAGGAGCCGUUCGAGGGCUCCUUCCGGCCCCCUCCGGAGACCCCCCGCACGCCGCUAUCGCAGGGGAUCCAGGUGCCGCACCACCCCUCCAAAGGCCACUGGUCCGCAGCAGGCCUUUCCCCGCAGGUCAACAACCUGGUUCCUGGGCAGUACCCUAUGAGCCCCCAGUAUGGCAGCAGCCUGGGGGGCGGCCAGCACUUCGGCGUGCCUAACAGCUACAGCAGCUACGGGACGAGCUACGGGAGCAAUCUGGGCGACGGCCAGGCGCUCGGCAGCAGCUACGGCAGCUAUGGGGAGGGGGGCCUCGGGGCCGCUGCCAUGGCGCAGCCGAGCAACCUCGGAAUGUCGCCUGAGAGGCGCUUCAUGCAUAUACCCCAGGCCCCCGGCGCCUCCCCCCGUACGCACCUGCCCUUGAGCCCCUCCGGCCCCUACAUGCGGCCAAUGUCCCUGGGAAUGAGCCCGGGGCAAUUCACACCGCCCACCAUUCAAUACCUCCCCUCGAGCCCCUCCCAGUACGGCCUCUCGCCACAAACCUCUCCAGUGGGGGCCAGGUAUGCUAGCAUGGACGGCUACGGCGCUGCCCCCCUGAACCGACCCAAGGGGGCAGGGGGGCAAGCUUACUCCCUGAACAAGCGACGGGCGCGCGGUUCGGGCUCGUACGAGCUCCCCCAGAGCGGGCUCCAGUGGCAGCGGCUGCAGAGCUCGGAGGCAGGAGGAUCCCCCUUGAGCGGGGGCGCGGGCCCUGUUCGACGACACAAUCGCACCGCGUCUUUGCCGAGCAGCGCCACCUACGAUGAAUAUGGGGCCUCCGGAUUGCGCGCGCAGGCGACCCCGGCGGCUGCUCCUCAGUGGGGCCUAUCCGGGACUGGAAGCGGGAUGUCGGGAGUGGAAACGGCCUCGGAGGGGGAGGAAAAUAUGUCCCCACCUCCAGACCCUGGGGACUGGGACCCCUUCUAUGCUGAGCAGCUUCUACUAGAAGAAGAAACAGCGCCGGUCGGGAACACCCCUACGUCAAGUAUGGGGAGCGGGGGGGCGAGGCUGGGGCCAGGACCUGGGGGUCCGGGACAAAACCUAGGGGGGAGUUUUGGGUACAAUGGGGGAGGGCUUCGGGCGGAUGCGCUGUUUCGGAAUCCUCAACACAACAUGGGAUCAUCGGCCCCGCUCGGGGCUUCCGCAAAUGAUGCCUGGUAUCAAGGGGGCGGGCAACAGAGUACGGUGUAUGGUGGCAGCACCCCGUACUACGGGGCGCGACAACCGGGCUUCACCCAAGGGUUCGAUACUCAACAGCAGAAGGGGUUUGGAUCAGGGUUCGGGGGUGCUAGCCCCCAGUUCUCCCCCCAGCAGCGGCGGCGGGGCACUACAUACCAGGACGCACUGUCACCUACGCAGCGCCCGCGCCUGGACUACGGCAGCAAGGAAAGCCAAGCUAGCUGGCACAAUGGCAACGCCCCACAGAUGCUUCGGGGGGGUGAGCAUUGGUUGGGGGCCGAGGGGGGGGGAGCGGAUGCGGCAGCCCUGCAGUUGCAGCAGCAGCAGGUUCUGCAGCAGGCCUUUUUGGCGCAGCAGCUCUCCCCGCAGCGGAAGCCCGCCGGGGGCGGGUGGCAGCAGGGAAACGGGUACCCCCCUGCCGACCUCGGCUCAUUCUCACUGGGCCCCUCAAAUCUGAGCGCGGGAGGGGGGGCGUUUGGCAGCAGCACGGUGUAUAGCCAAGGGGCCCCCUGCAAUCUAACGAGCACAGGUUCUUCGCUGGGGGGGAGGCUGGGAACCGGGGGGUCUUCUGGACCAAGUCGGGGGAGCUUUGGUCUGGGGGCCGCGCAGCUAGACAGCCCGGGGAAGCCUCCCCCGAGCCCCCAGAGGGCGGAUUCGGGGCUGAGGUCGGCAUACGAGAGCCCCGGAAGAACAAAUCUGGAGGCGUCGAAGCGGGGCGGUUUUGAGGGUGGGGGCUCAAGAGGGGGGGGAGUAUUUGGGAGUCCUAGUGGGCACGGCGGACUCGAUGCCCGGAUGAACAGUCUAGACAGCCCGGGACGGAGGAGAAUGUCAACCGAGAGCCUUGGUAGGGGAAUAUACGGAAGCCCAGGGCGGCCCCCUGACGAAGGGGGGGGCUUAGGGCUUGGCCUGCGCUCUGCCAUUGCAGAGCAGCAGAGCCUGGGGCUUGGGGUGGGGAGCGGGAGGGAAGGGUUGUCUUUUGGUGGGGCGUCUGGGCUUGGGUUGGGGGUGUCGACUCCGGAACCGUCUGGGGCGGAGAAUGGGGUGGCGGCUCAGUGGGCGGCGCAGGGCUACGGAAUGAGCGGGCUGUCGGAAGCGGCGUUCCAGCAGGCGAUGGCGGCUGGUGUGCCAGAUGGUGCGGCAUACGGCUCCAUCAACCGACUUCCUGAGAAGCGGGUUGGCUGAAGUUCCGGGGACCGUUAGAACUUCUUGCGGCUCGAUGCGCAGCCAGUGAUCAAGGAAUGAAGGGGCAAUGCAGCCGAGUCAAAUUCGGAGAGCAAGCCGCGGGAGUUGGAAGUGGAGGAGCAAGUAGAUGCAGUAGAUUUGCCGCUUUGCGCCAUUAGCGCCCACGCCUCCCAUCGCUACGCCCUCGACGCUACUCGACUUAGGCCCCUUUCGAAUCCUCUUCUUGAAGGGUCCCCAGUUCAGUAGCCGUGCAUGAGCCUGGCCGAUAUAGAGUGGCGCAAGGUAGUCUUGGAAAGAGAGGAGACGAUGGGCUAACAAGAGAGGGGCAUGUCAAAACCACGGAGCCAAACAGGAUUCUCGUUGCUGGUGCUAAUGCCCACUGCUUUUUUGAUGAGAGACCGAAAGGAGAGGUGGGAUUGCACGACUUGCUGCGGCCAGCUGCGGUUCGUUGUAAAAGGUUCUGUCUUGGCAGUGGGGAGAGGUGCGGCAGAGAGUGGUCUGACUGCGGGACAGCGGCAAGGUUCCGGGUUGCCUCGUCUGCUGUAUGGGUUCAAAGCAAAGACCCCUUUGAAAUGCAAGGCGGACCCCUUUGGUGGGUUGAGGACGGCAAGCGCUAAUGAGAAGAGGACCUCGUGUGAGGAAGGGAGGUACUGACCAUCUUGUUGAGGACGGCGGAAUAGCAGGAGCAGUUGGUGAACGAUGUUGCAGGAAGUGCUUCAUCUACACGCACCGAGAGCAGGUGCUCUUUCGUGAUUGUGGCGCCACAAGCAUCAUUGAGAGAAAAGAGAGAAAGAGCGGAGCCUGCUUGUAGCAUCAAAAGGUGGACUAUACACAUGCUGUAAGAGAUUCACAAUGUCAGUUUGUCAAAUUACUAUCUUCUCUGGAGAUAGAAGUGCCAGAAUCCCAAUUGUCAACCUCGGGCCAUGCACCCAUUGGUGGACAUUGGAUGCAUCAUGGUGUUAUGUGAGUG